Messenger RNA from Acytostelium subglobosum LB1, 3288 nucleotides. RefSeq lists its product as hypothetical. NCBI's taxonomy places the organism in Eukaryota, Evosea, Eumycetozoa, Acytosteliales, Acytosteliaceae. The transcript has 7 exons. Bases 1 to 3288 code for a protein of 1095 amino acids. Gene Ontology annotation, molecular function: protein kinase binding. The record is from RefSeq and is a predicted model, not a curated record. Gene Ontology annotation, cellular component: cytoplasm.
AUGGAUAAUAACAAUAGUCAUCAUUAUAGUAGUGGUAGUGGAGGUAAUAGCAGUAGGGAUAACAGUAGGGGAGGUAGUAGUGGUAGCUUUGAGAAUGGAGGCAGCGUAAAGUACAUCACAUCACCAACCUUUGCAUCACCAAAGAGAAGCGCAGCACAAGUUAGUCAAUCUCCCUUUGGUACAUACACUGAUCCAGAUGACCUACUCCUUGCUGUGGCCAAACAUCUUCAAGUCAAUGAGAAGAAGCUUGUUGUAGGAGAAGAUAGUUUAUUCUUGAAUGUAUGGAGUCUGGAUCAUCUUUGUUUGUAUAUGAGUGGAAAGAGAGUGUCAUUCAAGUUGACAAGGAAUCAGUUGUUGGAUACACAGUAUACAAUAUCAUUGAUCAAACGUUUAAAGGUCAUUUCAAACAUACCCAAGCUAAUUGAGAAGGCCAAAGACUUUGAUCUCACUCCAUUCGAAUCGUUGACAUCUCUCGAACUCAACUCAAUCAAACCAUACCUGAUAACAGAUAUCCAACAACUAUCCAAUCGUCUCACAAAGCUCACAUUACACGAGUCAUUGUUCACUUUGGACGAACUGAUACAGAUUGGCGAUGCAGUGAAUGGCGUGCGGGACACGGCGACUGGACGAUAUUGGUCCCGUCUGGCAACAUUGGACUGUUCAUUCAACUAUAUUCCAAAGAUAGAUCAGUCGAUACAGGGUCUGGUGGCAUUGGAGAAGUUAAACUUGGAGGGCAACCUAAUCACUACAGUGGAGAAUCUACAAGAAUGCGUGUGGCUCAAGUUACUCAACUUGUCCUACAACAAGAUCGAGUCGACUGAUCGCAUCUUUGCGUCGGUGGGCAUGGUAACACACUUGUCACUGCGCGCCAAUCUAUUGACUACGGUCGAUGGCUUGAACAAACUGUUUGGACUCGAAUACUUGGACAUCAGUUACAAUCAAAUCAAGGACAUGGAGGAGAUGUUCAAGCUGAGAGGUCUUCCGCAGCUUGUCUGUCUCAACGUCGAGGGCAAUCCUUUUGCUAAUGCCAAGCACUAUCGCGCGUACAUCCUAUCAACCUUCUUUGAGAAUGACAUGGACUCAUUGGAAUCAAGAGAGUUCUAUUUGGAUGGCAUUGGCAUUAGUGAUGAUGAGGCCGAGACUAUGAGGAAGAGCAAGAGUCAGAGUUUGAAUGGGAUCACUACUUCGCGAUCAAAUAGGAUUGGUCCAAUGCGGGAGGACAGGUCAAAGCCGGGAUUCUACAUUGCUCCCAACGCAGUGAUAUCAAAGAGUGAUAGCAAGAGCUCAUCACCAUACAUGGCAUCUGUAUCAUCACAACCAAAUCAUCCAACCAGUCCAUUGCUGAAGCGAGUGGUCAGUCUUGAUCAAACGGAUGCCCAAGCAUCACAGGCACCAGUGGUCGAGUACAAUGAAGAGGUCAAGGAGAAGGAUGACAAGUUUGCUGAGGAGAAGAAGUUAUUGAAGGAUAUAGAGACAUGGCGCAAGGAGGGUCAAGACUCCUGGCUAAGCAUAUUGAAUGAGAGGAUGCAGGAGACUGGUCUUCAUCAUCAACAGCCGCAAUAUCAGCAUCACAAAGUACAUCCAUUGGUUGACGAUUCACGCGAUGGAAGGAAGGUCAAGAUCAUAAAGAAGAAGGUUAAGAAGGUGGAUGGAUCAUCGCCCGUCCCCACAACCGCGACUCAUUCAACAUCAUUGCCAACUCAAACCUCAUCAUUCUUAAUGGCGCGUCCAGAGGGCCUGUCGCCACUCAGCGCCAAACAACUGCCCCAGAAGCAACAACAACAGUGGACAUCUCCAAAGUUCAAUAUAUCAUCACCAAUCGUGGCCAGCGAGCCCAAGGUGCCAGAACUCAAGCUACAAGGACAGGUGUUCAAGGUUACCAAGUUUGGAAUCAAUCAGGAGAUAUUGUUGGAGAUCAAGUCGGAUACAUUGAGCGAGUAUAAUCCAAAGUCUGCCAACUUGUUGAUGUCCAAUCCAUUGUCAGCAAUAAUCUUUGUAAAGAAACUACUACGAGCCAACAAGGGCAUUAUAGAGAUUACAUAUGGUCGCAAGUUCAAGGAUGGCUUGCCAGAGAGCUUUGACAAGGAAGCAUAUCUGACGACCGACGACGAGCAGACCCUGCGAAUAGAUGAGCAACUGCGGCCACACGCCAAAGAGUACACGAUGCGCUGCGUCGACUGCUCUGAGAAGUACGUCUGCCAGGAGGUGACAGAGUUUAGCGAGUGCCCCAAGUGCAAGUCGCGCUACCUCUUCUUUGUGCCCCACGACGUGGGCAGUCUGCGCAAGCUGUCCAGUCCCACAGCCAUGUCCGAGUCGUGGAGUGCGCAACCAUCGGCUGCUAUCACAUCCACAGUCCUCAAGACGUCCAGCUCAUUGAUUGGCGCGCUGGCCAACGAGCCCCUGCAGAGCGCCGUGAGCGACGAUGACCUGAACAACCAAGUGGUGAACGAUCUGACCCUCCAGCAGCACUUUAGGAACAACCUAUUCGAUAGCCAAGAGUCCUACAUUUACAUCAUGCACACGUACUACAUCACUUAUAACAAUCAAUUGAAGGAGGACCAGCAGGAGGAGCGGCCCAUCUUCUUCCUGCUGACCACACGUGCGAUCUACCUGCUCAAGGCUGAGAGGAAGGCACUGGCGGCACAAGAUGUCAAUUUCUCACGUAUCCGAUCAAUCAAACUCAAAGAACUACGCAAGGUAAACAUUGGAUUACUCUAUCAAUCAUUCAGUAUCGAGCUUAGUGAUGUUGCCUAUGUAUUCCUCAAGCGUUCACACGAGUCCAAUCACAAGUUACUGGAUUCAAUAUUCGAGGCGACCAAGAAGGCCGAGUUGUCAAUACAGCCAACCUACAAGAACAAUGAGACGAUGAGCAACAUUGAGUCAUUCAUAGACUCAAGGAAGAGCUUUGAACUCUACAUCAUGUUAUUCCAAAGAGUGUCAUCCAAGUUACAACCUAGAAGUCUGAUUAUAGAAUCAGAUAGGAUAUAUAUAAUGAUUGAGAAUUAUAAUCAAUGGCCAUUACUUAAUAGGAGUGUAAAGACUACAUCGCCACAGUUCACAUUGGUCAAGUCAUUCAAGAUAACAGAUAUAUCAUGUUUACAUUACUCAUUGAACAACAAUCCAACAGAGGUCACAAUCAUCUUUGAGAAUGCCAACAUCGAGGGUAUACAUCAAUGGAUACUACAAUGUGCACAUCAAGUUGAGAGCACCAAGAUCGUCAGUGUUCUCUCCAAGCUCUGGCGACGUCGACAUAACAAUGGUGCCAACCUAAGAAUAAACGAUUGGUAG